ACCAUCCGAGCUUCGCAUAUCGACCGCAAACCAAAGGGCAACCAGACGGCGGCUCGGCCGUCAGCUCUUUAAGACCCCGUCAUCGAUGGCUUCCGAACGCGAAACAAACGUCCGGUGCUCGAUCGAAGCUGCCGACGCCUUUGUGGAAUGGUACUACAACCAGAUCAACCAUUCCAAGCCGAUAGCCUACGGCUAUGUAAACGGCAACUCGACGUUUGAAAGAGCGGGCCACCCGCCUGCCGACAUUUGCAUCAACGGGCUGGUUGUCGCCACGCCCCAAGAAUGGGAAAAACUGCUGGAGCAGCAGCGGCACAGGCCGCAAUCAUUAUCGCUGGAUAAGAACGCUGUGCACUACGUCGUCGAGGGCUACGACGUGCACGUCAUCAACAGCGACUACCGCUUCGCCGCCCCGCAGAAGAUGCUCGAUAUCCAUGGUCCCUCCGACGGCGUGCGCAUGAUGAUGAUGCUGACCGUUACCGGCUCCGUCUACUUUGGCGCCAACAAGAAGGACAACGAAGAUUAUACCCUCAAGCAGCACUUCCACGACGUCUUCAUCCUGGUACCGAACUGGGAAAUUCUCGAGAAGCCCGGCGCCAGGUAUGGCAGGAAAUAUCUCAUAGCUUCCCACAACUACCGUGCCUUUUGAAGGUGCAAAUCGGCAAGAUUAGGCCACUUUGUCAAUCUGGCGCAUGUGUUGGUUCUGGAUCAUUAGGUUUUAUUCGGGGUCAUGUAUGCAGUCAAUCGGAGUUUCACGAUCAUAUAUCAGGGGCGCUAUACUGGAGGCUAC
Canariomyces notabilis is the source of this 787-nucleotide messenger RNA. RefSeq lists its product as uncharacterized. The transcript has 2 exons. Lineage: Eukaryota; Fungi; Ascomycota; Sordariomycetes; Sordariales; Chaetomiaceae. The record is from RefSeq and is a predicted model, not a curated record. The coding region runs from base 86 to 646 and encodes 186 amino acids.